UACAUAGAGAAUAUGAAUAAUGUGACAGAGUUUGUUCUACUGGGGCUCACAGAGAAUCCAAAGAUGCAGAAAAUCAUAUUUGCUGUGUUUUUUGCCAUCUAUAUCAUUUCUAUGGUAGGAAAUGUGCUCAUCAUGGUCACCAUCACUGUCAGCCCAUCACUGAGGUCCCCCAUGUACUUUUUCCUGGCAUAUCUCUCCUUUAUUGAUGCCUGCUAUUCCUCUGUUAAUACCCCCAAACUGAUUGUAGAUUCACUCCAAGAAAAGAAGACCAUCCUAUUUAAUGGAUGUAUGACCCAAAUCUUUGGGGAACAUUUCUUUGGAGGUGCUGAUGUCAUCCUGCUCACUGUGAUGGCCUAUGAGCGCUAUGUGGCCAUCUGCAAGCCCUUGCACUAUACAACCAUCAUGAAUCGGCGUGUAUGCAGCCUGCUAAUGGGAGUGGUGUGGGUGGGAGCCUUUCUUCACGCAAUCAUACAGAUCCUCUUCAUUUUCAGAUUACCCUUCUGUGGCCCUAAUGUCAUAGAUCACUUUAUGUGUGAUCUGAAUCCUUUGCUCAAUCUUGCCUGCACUGAUACCCACAUUCUAGGGCUCUUUGUUGCUGCCAACAGUGGAUUCAUCUGUGUGUUAAAUUUCCUCAUCUUGUUGGUCUCCUAUUUGGUCAUCCUGCACUCCCUAAGGACCUACAGCUUGGAGGCGAGGCGCAAGGCCCUCUCCACCUGUGUCUCCCACAUCACAGUGGUUGUCUUAUUCUUUGUGCCCUGCAUAUUUGUGUACAUGAGACCCGCAGCUACUUUAUCUAUUGACAAAGCAGUUGCUGUAUUCUACACUAUGAUAACACCCAUGUUAAAUCCUUUUAUCUAUACCCUGAGAAAUGAGCAGAUGAAAAAUAUCAUUAGGAAAUUGUGUAGUAGGGAAGCUAUUUCAAGAGACAAAUAA
Messenger RNA from Equus quagga, 933 nucleotides. Its product is annotated as olfactory receptor 4C46-like. Gene Ontology annotation, cellular component: membrane. Gene Ontology annotation, biological process: G protein-coupled receptor signaling pathway. The record is from RefSeq and is a predicted model, not a curated record. Bases 13 to 933 code for a protein of 306 amino acids. Gene Ontology annotation, molecular function: olfactory receptor activity; G protein-coupled receptor activity. NCBI's taxonomy places the organism in Eukaryota, Metazoa, Chordata, Mammalia, Perissodactyla, Equidae. The transcript has a single exon.